AUGUCUUUCCCACCUCCUGCAGGUCAACAGACACAGCUUCCUCCUCGUCCCCCUGCAUCCCAAAAUGGUGCACAUUCAUCUGCCUACCGUGGAAAUACGCCAUACGGUCGUGGAAAUGCGCCCGGCUUCGUUCAUCCCGCAGCCCACAGCCACCACGCCCUACCCAUAGGACCUCAACGACCUAUAGGACCAUCUCAGCCAUAUCCCGCUUUUAACCAACCCAACUUUAACCAGCCAGGUUCUGCCGGAUAUGCCGCCUAUGUGGCCCCAACGAUUAACUCCUACCCAGGAGCACCCUCCUACGGUGAGAAGCCCGCGGUCACUUAUGGACCGGUGAACCCUUACGGACCGGCUGCUCCUCUCAGACCAACCGUCCAUCAGACCCUGAUCGGCCCCGUGCCACCCACAUCACUAGCUCCAACCGAUAGAGAAACUGAAGCGCUCGAAAUUGCUCAGUGGCAAUCUGCGUAUUCAGAGGAUCCGCCCGAAAAACCUGUCACCCCACCUCGCGUGGAAACCAGACACAAUAAACGUUCUCUCAUAGCUGUAAAGCGAACGGGUGGUGGCAAGAAUUGGAUCGACGAGACACUCGUCGAAUGGGAUCCCGCCCAUUUCCGACUUUUCGUGGGCAACCUCUCAGGCGAAGUAACCGACGAAAUGCUUCACAAGUCCUUUUCACAGUAUCCAACGCUCGUGAAGGCACGUGUAGUUCGAGAGAAACGCACUACGCAAAGCAAGGAGUACGGUUUCGUGAGCUUCAGUGACGCAGAUGACUACUUUCGAGCCUUUAACGAGAUGCAGAAGAAGUACAUUGGUAAUCAUCCAAUUACCUUGCGUAAAGCUAAAGCCGAUGUGAAGCCGGUUCGUGUCUGGGCAAAUUACAAGGGCAAGGAUGAGAGAUAUGCAGGCAAUGUACAAAACGCAGCAAAUAUUGCCGAAAAAGAGGCCAGAGUCAAAGCCAGAGCUCAAGCUCAAGCUCAAGCUCAAGCCAAGACUGACCGGACACCAAUGCCACUGGUGGUGCCCAAAGUGAAACAUGAUGGUGUGAAGAAGUCUAAAAAGACCAAGAACGGAAUGAAGCUUCUCGGAUAA
Molecule: messenger RNA, 1092 nt
Organism: Penicillium taxi
Lineage: Eukaryota; Fungi; Ascomycota; Eurotiomycetes; Eurotiales; Aspergillaceae
Product: RNP domain protein
Exons: 1
Coding region: 1-1092 (363 amino acids)
Molecular function (GO): mRNA binding
Source: RefSeq, a predicted model, not a curated record